AUGGGCGAAGAGCAAGCCAAGAACUUAUUAAAAGAAAUGAUUUCCAACUUUAUCACCCAAGAUAAGAAUUAUCCCCAAGGACUAGAUUUGAAAAAUCAAGCCAAAUUUAUCAACUCCGUUUUUGGCGAGAAGUUAGAAAAUGGUAAAAAAGAAGAAGUGAUCAAGGAAACCAGAACAGUCUUAAAUGGCUUAGUGGAAGCCAAAGUUAAUGAAUUAUCAGCCAAAGAUUAUGAUGAAACUAAUAAACGCUCGAAAAAUCCCAACACCAUUAGGAAAUUAGCCGGAUUAUAUAAAUUAACGGAUGCGAUAAUUGAUUACGGCAAAGAGAAAAACGGAGAAGGAAAAUUAGAAACUCAAAGAAGAAUAAAUGUGGCCAAGGCCCUUUUAACCGAAAUCGGUAAUUCUUACACUUUCCGAAAAGAAAUUGAAGACACGGAAAAACUGGCUGAGAAAGAAGGCAUUGAGGCUUAUUGA
Paraglomus occultum is the source of this 474-nucleotide messenger RNA. Lineage: Eukaryota; Fungi; Glomeromycota; Glomeromycetes; Paraglomerales; Paraglomeraceae. The record is from the annotation of a GenBank genome assembly.